AUGGCCCUGGCGCUAACCAAUGGCCAGUCGUACAGUCAAUACAACUGCGACCAAAAUCGUCUUCAGCGCUGCCAACAGGACAUCACCACAAACAUCCAGGACAUCAGUAACUCGUCGUCGGGCUCUGGAUAUAGUGGUAUCUCCAGCGGCUACCAGAGCUCCAGUAGUGACACACACGCGAGAUGCAGUGCCAUUCGCCAGAAUCUGGACUGUCUGAUAAUGUAUACGCCCGCCUGUAUGAACAACACGAGGACCUCCUAUUCGGGUACAUCGAAUAGCUAU
Molecule: messenger RNA, 282 nt
Organism: Oppiella nova
Lineage: Eukaryota; Metazoa; Arthropoda; Arachnida; Sarcoptiformes; Oppiidae
Source: the annotation of a GenBank genome assembly